Molecule: messenger RNA, 2244 nt
Organism: Lactuca saligna
Lineage: Eukaryota; Viridiplantae; Streptophyta; Magnoliopsida; Asterales; Asteraceae
Source: the annotation of a GenBank genome assembly
UUAAUUAAACGGCACCUACUACGCAUGUGCCGCUCAUAACUGAGAUUGACCCCUUUGCCAUCACAAAGUCGUUAAAUCCAGAAAGAAUACACAAUCAGUAUGCAUGAUGCACAACCUAUCGUAACAUACUGCUUUAUAUUUAUUAAACUUCGGUGUGAAAAAGCAAAAUCCUUGAAUAAUGCGAGACCUAAAGGGUACAGAUAGAUAACUUGUGAGCACACCAUGUCAUAGAGUACCCUUUAGGCUUGUUAGGAAUCGAAUACAUUAUAUAUCAUUUAGCAGCAAGCAGAACACACAGAGAGUUGGAUAUAUAUGGAGUUGAAGGUGAAGGUAGAACGUGUGGAAGAUAAGGAAAUGUCAGAACCGGUGAGCCCGACCGGCCAGUACUUCAACAGCUCGGUGCUUUCCAUUUCUGUUAUUAGCAUCUUGGAGUUUGACAACCCCAUUGAUGACUCUUCAAGCCUUGCACUCAUUAACGAUGUCUUUCUUCCCAUUAACCCUCGUUUCUCUUCUAUUAUGGUUGAAGACAAAGAGGGAGUGAAACACUGGAAGAGAGUCGAAGUGAAGGCUGAAGACCAUAUCAAUGUUCCUUGUUUUCCCGAAGGUUUAUCACCGAAAUCUUACGAUCGUUACUUCAAUGAUUACCUAUCGAAAAUGGCAAUGGAUCCACUCCCACAAACAAAGCCUUUAUGGGAAAUUCACAUCAUCAAGUACCCAACAAGCAAUGCAUCCGGAAGCGUUGUGUUCAAGCUUCAUCAUGCACUUGGUGAUGGUUUCUCUCUUAUGGGUGCGCUUCUUUCGUGUCUACAAAGAGCAGAUAACCCUUCUCUCCCCUUGACAUUUCCAAAUUUUCAGAAAGCUGUCAAGCUAGAUAAAGAAGAAAAGAGCUUAAUAAGUGUAGUACCACAGGCUCUUAGUGGUGCGAUAAAUACAGUUAUGGAUUUUGGUUGGAGCCUUUUAAAGAGUAGUUUCUUGGAAGAUGGUCGAACUCCGAUACGUUCAGGCGAAGAAGGGGUGGAGUUGAAGCCGAUCGAUAUUAUGACGAUGACAUUCUCUUUGGAUCAAAUUAAGCAAAUUAAGUCGCGUCUUCAAGUGACAAUAAAUGACGUAGUUACUGGAAUGAUCUUCCUGGGGACUAGAUUAUACAUGGAAGCAACAAAUGAAGAAUCAAGAAACGCAAUGUCCACAGCAUUGGUGUUGCUUAACACUAGAUCUAUUGGUGGAUACAAGUCUGUGGAUGAAAUGGUUCAAAACGAGGAAGCUGAAAUUCAAUGGGGAAACCAAUUUGGUUUCUUGCAUGUUUCAUUACCCGAGCUACACGAAUACGACCACUCAUUGAAUCCACUCAAAUUUGUUCAAGAAACACAGAAUACAAUCAAGAGGAAGAGAAACUCCUCUGGUGUUUAUCUCACUGGAAUGCUACUUGACUCUGUGAGAAAAUAUAGAGGUCCAGAGGCGACAGCUGAAUACAUUCACAGCACGCUGAAGAAUUCAAGCAUGACUGUGUCAAAUAUGAUUGGGCCACUUGAGAAGAUGACUCUUUCUAAUCAACCAAUUAAAGGGUUAUAUUUCAUGGUUGUCAAUGUUCCACAGAGUCUUACGGUGACAGUAAUGAGUUACAUGGACCAGCUGAGGAUGGCAGUAGGAACCCAGAAAGGUUUCAUAGAUCAUGCGAAGUUUCGGACAUGCAUUGAAAAGGCUUUUACUAUGAUGUUUGAUGCUGCACUUAAGUGUAAAUGAAAAGAAAGUACAUACAAAUAAUCUUGAUCCACGGUUUUCAUAUACUUUAAAGUUCACCUCAAGCAAAACCUCAUAAAUCAUUUUAUAUUAAAACCAAUAAUCUCUGUGGUUUUUAUAUUUAUCUAUAUUGGAACGUGUUUCUUCGGAUGAUCUUAUACCAUAAUUAAGUGCCCAUCUUCCUUUUGGUUAUUUAUUGAUGUGACCAUGAUGUAAUAUCUAUUUUCAUUCUUGUUAUUGAUUGUUUAAUUUCUUUUUGUAAUUUUCAAUGUUGCUUUUGUUUUUACUUUUGAUGGUUUAUUUGGAAUUUCCAUAUAAAUCAGAAUUGUUAAUGUUUGUGUGUACAUGUAGAGGGACAACUUUUUCGAACAUAAUUGAGGGUGUGUUUGAUUUGACUUCUAAUUGGGUCCAAAAGUGGAUCGAGUCCAAAAUAUUCAAUUGACAUGUUUGAUACACCUUCUAAAAUAUUGCACUCGGUCCAUUAAAGUUGGUUGAUUCGGUCCACGA